UCUUUGUGUUAUCUUCUUUGUUAUCGCUAUACAUCCAAAAGCUCCGGAAUCCGAAAAUUCUGGACUCCCCAAAAAUUUCUGCUUAAUUUAGUUUAUAGUUUGUAGUAGAAAAGGAGAGCGAAAAAGAAGGAAAAGAUAGAUAAAGGAAAAAAUGGGAGCGGAGAAGAUCUGGGACGCUAAGGAAGUUGCAGAGGAAGUUCGAGAAAAUGGUAUUUCAGACAUUCCAUCUUCAUCUCUUACUGUGGACAUCAGCCUCCCUCUUCCUCAACUGAAACCACAUAUCAUAGGGUUGUGCAAGGAUCUAUUCAAGAAUUGGUUGCAAUUGGAUGAAUCUUGUUUCUUGGUUGAGACAGUUUCUGGUGGCAUAACAAAUCUUCUUCUAAAGGUAUCUGUGAGAGAAGACAAUGCACAUGAAGUUUCCAUUACUGUUCGACUGUAUGGACCAAACACUGAAUAUGUGAUUGAUCGACAACGGGAAUUACAGGCCAUUAAAUAUCUCUCAGCUGCGGGAUUUGGAGCCAGGUUGCUUGGAGUAUUUGAAAAUGGCAUGGUGCAAUCUUUCAUCGAUGCCCGCACUCUUUCUCCCCCAGACAUGAGAAAGCCAAAGCUGGCUGCUGAAAUUGCAAGGCAACUUCGUAAAUUCCAUCAAGUUCAAAUUCCUGGUUCUCAAGAACCCCAACUGUGGAUUGACAUCUUCAAGUUCCUAGAGAAAGCCUCUGUUCUUAAGUUUGAGGAUAGCGAGAAGCAGAGAAUGUAUGACACCAUUUCAUUUGAAGAAGUUGGCAAUGCAGUGGUUGAACUCAAGGAUCUGACAGACCUUUUCAAUGCACCCGUGGUAUUUGCUCACAAUGACUUGUUGUCUGGAAACUUGAUGCUGAACGAAGAUGAAGUUGCAGAGAAACUUUACUUCAUUGAUUUUGAGUACGGGUCAUACAGCUAUAGAGGCUAUGACAUUGGAAAUCACUUCAAUGAAUAUGCAGGCUUUGAUUGUGACUACAGCUUAUACCCUGAUAAGGAUGCUCAGGAUCUCUUUUUUAGGCAUUAUUUGCAACCUGACAAACCUCAGGAGGUGUCUGAUGAAGAUCUCAAAGCACUGUUCAUUGAGACAGAUUCCUACAUGUUAGCAUCACACUUAUAUUGGGCUCUAUGGGCACUGAUCCAGGCAAAGAUGUCUCCAAUCGAUUUCAACUAUUUAGGUUAUUUCUUCCUGCGCUACAAUGAAUACAAAAGGCGGAAGGAGGGAUGUUUCUCAUUGGCACGAUCAUACCUUGCACAAUCUGGGUCUGGGUGAAUUCUCCAUGUCUUUGCUGACAAGAGAGACAAGAGUGUGUAACCUAUUCCUGUUGUGAAGUUGUAGGAGAAGAUCCUUUAGAUUCUUAAGAUAGAUUGUUUGUAGGAUAUUCUUUGUAGCUGAUUGCCAGAAGAAAACCGAAUUUCAUUUGGUUUACGUCUCCUUGUUCUUUUUUCUGUAAUCCUGAAACAUGAAUGUUGAAAUACAAUAAAGUAGUCAAAAUCUA
Molecule: messenger RNA, 1517 nt
Organism: Telopea speciosissima
Lineage: Eukaryota; Viridiplantae; Streptophyta; Magnoliopsida; Proteales; Proteaceae
Product: probable ethanolamine kinase
Exons: 11
Coding region: 152-1291 (379 amino acids)
Biological process (GO): phosphatidylethanolamine biosynthetic process; phosphatidylcholine biosynthetic process
Cellular component (GO): cytoplasm
Molecular function (GO): ethanolamine kinase activity; choline kinase activity
Source: RefSeq, a predicted model, not a curated record